Salvelinus sp. IW2-2015 is the source of this 1664-nucleotide messenger RNA. RefSeq names its product transmembrane protein 88-like. The record is from RefSeq and is a predicted model, not a curated record. Lineage: Eukaryota; Metazoa; Chordata; Actinopteri; Salmoniformes; Salmonidae.
AGACAGACAGGAGACAGACAGGAGACAGAGGGGAGACAGACAGGAGACAGACAGGAGACAGAGGGGAGACUCAGUGACUAACCAAACUGGAAUGAAAGUGAGGAAACAGCACGGCAGGAAAGGAAGAGUCAGAGCCAAACAGAAAAGCAAUAUUUGCCUUAACUGUGCAGAGCGUAGAAUUUAACACAAAGCAAAGGGGAAAGAGAGUGACACCGACUGAGACCUUUGCAGACACAAAGCAUCUGCUGAAUACCUGGAGUUUCAGAAACACCAGGAUAUAUCAGAGAAUGACAAAGGUCUAAACUCUCAUCAUCAGGGUAUAAACCUCCACCUGGUCAAUGUCAUCAGUCUGACCUCAGGAUCUGGAUGUUCAUGUCGUGGAGACCUACCUCUUCUUCUCUCGACGCGCAUUCUCAGAGAAGGAAGACAGGUUAAAGAAUAGAGUGUAUUCACAUCUUCUCUUACUGCUACUGUGAGAGGCGAGAGACAGAGAGACAAAUCCUCAGAACUGCUCCACCAAUCACAAAGCCUAGGGAGGAUGAGUCUGCCGAGGAACCAGACCCUGGAGAACGGCAUCACCAAGCUGCAUCACAUUAACAAUGGGGAACCUCUGUCUUCACUGCAGUUCCACCUCCAGCACACAGGCUCUGUGACCUCUGUGCCWGGGUCGCCCACGGGGGGGUCAGGGGUGGUGGUGCCACCCCCGUACUCAGUAGCGGGCAGCGUGGCGGGGGCUACGGACGCCACUCUGGAGCUAAGAGGCUCUCUGGACUGCUGGGCGUGCUCAGUACUGGUGACGGCUCAGAACCUGAUCAUUGCCCUGGUCAACAGUACGCUGGUCAGUAUUGUGUUCGGCACCAUCAUGACCCCAGCGCUGGUCAUGGUCGUGUUUGGCUUCCUAUGUCACUCUACGGUGCAACCCAAUGGCACGUCCCUGUACUGUUCAGACCUGCUGGAUGACGGUGGCUGUGUGGCCCUGCUGGUGGUGGGCUUCAUCCUGGUCACCCCUCUCCUGGUCCUGGCUCUGGCUGCUUACUGCCGCCUGGCCCGCCACCUCCAACUGGGCCUCUGUUUCAUCCCCUACAGCAGGGCCGUCUACAAGAACCUGCCUGCCUCGCGCCAACGUGGAGGAGGCUGCUGUGGCCAGCAGGGGGCCUCAGAGGGGGAGGGCAAAGGCAGUGUGUGGGUGUGAGGGGAGGGAUAUGUUGACCCUAACCACUGAUGCAGGGUCAGAUAACAUUUUCUUGCCUCUUAAGGUUAAGGUUAGGAUUGGGGAUCAAGUAAUCUGAUCCUAGAUCUGUAGAUAGAGGCAACUUCUACCUUGAGCAGGGAGGGAAGGAAUGUGAAGGAAGGGAGAAAACAGGGCAUGAGGGUAGUAGGGAAAGUUGAGGUGUGGACACGUGGAGAUGAUGUUUAUGGACACAGUUAUAAUAUGCCUAUGAGUCUUUUGGUGGGGGUGGUGUGGAGGUGGAUCUUACAAUACACUGGUUUGUAGAUUGCAGAGAGCAAAGGUGAAGCUGUAAAAACACAAGUAUGCUACAUGAAGUACUAUCAAAUACCACUGUAACUACACUGCAAUUAUUUGUUAUUAUGUUUGUUUUUUAUGUUGAAUUAUCCUGUACUAUUAUUAAAUUAUGUUUGUUUAGAAUAAAAUAUUUCCAUUA